Molecule: messenger RNA, 1426 nt
Organism: Perognathus longimembris pacificus (Pacific pocket mouse)
Lineage: Eukaryota; Metazoa; Chordata; Mammalia; Rodentia; Heteromyidae
Gene: Chrdl2
Product: chordin like 2
Exons: 12
Coding region: 26-1375 (449 amino acids)
Molecular function (GO): protein binding
Source: RefSeq, a predicted model, not a curated record
GCCCCGGGGCCGGGGGGAAGGAAGGAUGGUGCCCGAGGUGCGGAUCCUCGCCGCCUUGCUGGGACUGGCGCUGCUCGGGUUCCCCCUGGACUCCCACGCCCGCCCAGACAUGUUCUGCCUUUUCCAUGGGAAGAGAUACUCCCCUGGAGACAGCUGGCACCCCUAUCUGGAGCCCCAUGGCCUGAUGUACUGCCUGCGCUGCACCUGCUCUGAGACUGCCCAUGUGAAUUGUUACCGCCUGCACUGCCCACCUGCCCACUGCCCACAUCCUGUGGCGGAGCCCCAGCAGUGCUGUCCCCGAUGUGUGGAGCCCCGCACGCCUUCUGGGCUCCGGGCUCUUCCCAAGUCCUGCCAGCACAAUGGGACCACAUACCAACAUGGAGAGAUCUUCAAUGCCCAGGAGCUGUUCCCCGCCCGCCUGCCCAACCAGUGUGCCUUGUGCAGAUGCAGCGAGGGCCAGAUCUACUGUGGCCUCACCACCUGUCCUGAGCCUGGCUGCCCAGCACCCUUCCCACUGCCCGACUCCUGCUGCCAGGCCUGCUCAGAUGGAGCAAGUGAGAAAUCUGCUGAGGACCACACCGUGUCAUCGCAUCAGGGGGUGAGAAAUUCCCAGGAUCCGUGUUCUGGCCAUGGUGGGAGGAGAGGCCUAGGCACCCCGGCCCCUACUGGCCUCAGUUCCCCUCUGAGUUUCAUCCCUCGCCACUUCCGGCCAAAGGCGGCAGGCAGCACGACUGUCAAGAUUGUCCUGAAGGAGAAACAUAAGAAAGCCUGUGUGCAUGGGGGGAAGACAUACUCUCACGGCGAGGUGUGGCACCCGGUCUUCCGCUCCUUCGGCCCCCUGCCCUGCAUCCUGUGUACUUGUCAGGACGGUCACCAAGACUGCAAGCGUGUGACCUGUCCCACCGAAUACCCCUGCCACAACCCCAAGAAAGUAGCUGGGAAAUGUUGCAAGAUUUGUCCAGAGGACAAGGCUGACCCUGGCCACAGGGAGAUCAGUUCCAGCAAGUGUCCCAAGGUGCCUGAGCAAGUCCUCAUCCACAUGUCAGACUCCCCAGGCCCAGACAACCUGCACCGCUUUGCCCUUGAGUGGGAGGCUUCUGACCAGGUGGAGAUCUACCUCUGGAAGCUGGUGAGAGAUGAGGAAACUGAGGCUCAGAGAGGUGAAGUACCUGGCCCAAGGCCACACAGCCAGAAUCUUCCACUUGAUCCAGAUCAAGAAAGUCAGGAAGCAAGACUUCCAGAAAGAAGCACAGAGCUUCCGGCUACUUACGGGUACCCAGGAAGGUCACUGGACCAUCUUCCGAGCCCAGUCUCCAGAGCUGAAGGUCACAGCCAGUCCAGACAAAGUGACCAAGACCUUAUAACAAAGACCUAAACAGUUGCAGAUAUGAAUUUUAUUGUUUUUGUUAUUAUAUAUUAAUAAAGA